This is a messenger RNA of Rotaria sordida, 678 nucleotides long. NCBI's taxonomy places the organism in Eukaryota, Metazoa, Rotifera, Eurotatoria, Philodinida, Philodinidae. The record is from the annotation of a GenBank genome assembly.
CAAAAUAGAGAACGAAUUACAAAAUCAGAAGAUCGACAUUCAUCAAUACCAGCAGUUAAACCAUUGAGUAGUUCACAAAUUCAACAAUUUAAUUCAAUAAAAGAAAAAUUUGAACGUCAACAACCAAUUGAUGUUGUCUUUGAUCCUCGACGAUAUCCAUUUAAAGUUCUUUUACAACAACCCUAUCCAAUUAUAAAUGUUGAUGUACAUUUUUUAAUUGAUCUUCCUCAUAUUGCAUAUGUACAUGUAUCAAUAAAUAAUAUAGAAGUUCCAAUUCAAGCUGCUCGUCGAAAUGAUGAUACAUUUCUUCUUAAAUUUCGACCAACUCUUGCAGGAGAUUAUUCAAUUGUAUUAAAAGAUUAUAUUGAACAACCUGUUCCAGGUUGUCCAUUUAUAUUUCCUGUUUAUAAUCCAAGUGUUGUUCAUUUCGAAUCAUUUAAUCGUUUACAAGCAAUAAAUGAUUGUCAUUUGAUUUGUAAUGUUGAUCAAGCUGGACCAGGAAAACUAUUUGUUAUGACUUAUUCUCAAAUUGAUGAAAAUCAAUUCGAACCAAUAUUAAUUCCAAUACAAAUUCAACCACUUCCAUCAAAUCAUAUACGUAUGUCAUUAUCUCCAUUAAAAGUUGGAACAUAUCGAAUUUAUGUUGCCUAUCGAAAUAUACCAGUUAAUGGUAAGUAA